Molecule: messenger RNA, 3420 nt
Organism: Peronospora matthiolae
Lineage: Eukaryota; Oomycota; Peronosporomycetes; Peronosporales; Peronosporaceae
Source: the annotation of a GenBank genome assembly
AUGGAGUCGAGCAGCGACCUCCGCCGCCUGUCGUCGUCCUCUUGUUCCAGCAACCACGAGGCCCCCACUCCGUUGCUGACGCCUUCAGUACCGACGAACGUACAGGUCGCAGUGCGCUGUCGUCCUCUUAGCAGCCGUGAGAAGGCCGCAGGACGUGGCGCCGUCGUCCAAUGCAAGCCCCACUCGAGCGAAGUGGCGAUUGUGAAGCGCAAAACGUACACGUUUGACCGUGUGUUUGGACAGUAUUCGACCCAAAAAGACGUUUUUAACGCGGUCGUGCGGCCAGCAGUGGACGAGGCGCUGGCUGGGUACAAUUGUACUGUGUUUGCUUACGGUCAGACAGGCACAGGCAAGACGUACACGAUGCAGGGAGAUCUGACUCCAGGCAGUGAGACAGCCGGUAUCAUUCCGCGCAGUGUGCGGUGCAUUUUUGACGCGCUGGAAGCCAACGGAGAAGAAUUUAGCGUCCGUGUCUCGUUUUUGCAGCUCUACAAUGAAGAGCUGAAGGAUUUGUUAGAUCCUGAUACAGGCAAGAAGCUCCGGCUGAUGGAAGAUGCCAAGAAAGGAGGCAUUUAUUGCGUGAAUUUGCUGGAGCUCACUGCAACGACAGCGAAACAUGUUUAUGAAUUGGUCAAUACUGGCGUCAAGAACCGGAUCACGUCGGAGACAUUGAUGAACGAGAACUCGAGUCGCUCGCAUAGCAUCUUUACGAUUCGGAUCCAUAGCAAGGAACAUAACGCGGCGGGUGAGGAUUUACUCCGCGUUGGACAGCUGAAUCUGGUGGAUCUUGCUGGAUCCGAAUGCGUAGGUCGAUCGGGAGCUCGCAAUGCCAGAGCGCGCGAGGCGGGCACGAUCAAUCAAAGUCUGCUUACGCUGGGAAGAGUUAUCACAGCACUGGUUGACAACCUCCCACACGUUCCAUACCGCGAUAGCAAGCUUACGCGCUUGUUGCAGGAGUCUCUCGGAGGACGGGCAAAAACGACGAUUAUUGCAACACUCGCUCCGUGUGCAGAUAGCCUGGAUGAGACGCUCAGUACGCUGGAGUAUGCGUUCCGUGCGAAGCACAUCAAGAAUAAGCCUGAACUAAACCAAAAGAUGACCAAAUCCGGAUUGUUAAACGACUUUGAGAACGAGAUUGAGACACUUCGCGCAGCCUUGCGUGCUGCUAGAUUAAAAGACGGCGUGUACCUCCCGCUGGAACAAUACACCGACAUGCAAGAGCGACUUUCUGGCCAGGCUGUACAAUUGAUGGAGCUCGAGGAUAUACUCAAGGCAAGAAACUCGUCCUGCAAAGAGCUAGAGGAAGUUGCCGAAAAGAAUGCGAGUGAGGUGGCGGCUGUUAUGUUUGCAAAACAAGAGAUGAGCGACAAGCUGGCGGCAACACAAGUCGAACUUGUUUCAACGAAAGAAGCGGUAGCGAAAAUGUCCGAUGAGCUAGAGCGCGUAAAAGUUGCGCUUAAAGCUUUCCAAGAUAACGAGCAAGUUUUACUCGCAAAUGGAAUUAUCGCUGCGAAGCUGUAUGACGCAAGGGAAAAACAGGCUGCCCAGCUUUUGACAACGAUAGAGAAUACACAGCGCACAGAAGAAAUGAACACAGAACUUGCGAUUACGUAUCGUGGUACCACACAAUCCCAGAUCAACACUUUCUUGGAGCGACUAGCGAAACACAAGCAGACUCAAGAGAAUAUGUUUGAUGAUGUAUCAAGUUCUCUGCACGAGUUGCAAACGACUCAAUCGACGUACUUAAACGGACUUGUCACGAGUUUGAACGCGAUGGAAGGCCUCGUUGGAGCGCACAAGUUGCAGACGAUUGAAUUAGUUGCUGACGAUGAUGCUCUACGGUUAAAACAGUGUGAAGAAGCGACGACUUCGACGAGAGAGCAGCAGAAAAGUGUGCAGAAGCAGCUCGAAAAGCUCGUCAAGAUGUCCAAGUGCCACACAGCAGCUAUCAUUGAGAGUGUGUCAAACUCUGAAUCGCGAAAUGUGUCGUGCCUAGAAAAUAUGCAGUCGGCACUAGAAGGUUCCCGUGCAGAGUUGACCACCUUUCUGGCAGAGCAAAGCACGAAAUUGCAUGAGCUACAAGCAGCAAUUGACACGUCGGUCGAGAAACAAGUGAAGGAGCUUGAUGAAAGCAAGGCGGUGCUCACGGCUGCACUAAGAGACAGUCACGUUCGGCAUCAAGAAGAGCUUUGCGGCCUUAAGGAAAAUCUUGCUCAGUACAUUGAAAAGUGUAUUCAAAACCAGAACGAGAAGCUUAACGAGCAAACACUGCUUAUUGAAGAAACCGCGAAGCAUCACCAGAAACAACUCUCGUGCGUGCAGACCCUAACGGAGCAGGAAGUGAAGGGGGUCUUACAAGCGAUAGAUGGUCAAAGCGCGAAACACGUAAGUGAGACAGCUGAGCUCCGCGGACGCUUUUCUAAAAUGCAAGAUCAACUUGCAGAUACGAAUGCACAGCAGACGGAGCUAGUCCAGUCACACGAACGACUGCAGACGACACUGUGCAACGCAACUGGUGAUCUUGCAACGAAGCACACGGGGGAUGUCACCUCUUUGUCGGACAAGCACUUGCAGGUUCAUACGGCAACAUCGAAGAAGAGGCGAGAACAAUUGGUGCAAUUUGUAGGUGAACACGAAGAGCUCCGAAAACGCUUGGAUGGGGAACGCAAGGCACUGGAAGAAGGGUUUCACACUCAGGUGUUAAGCACAAAAGGCAAGGUUGAGCUUAUUUCAGCGCUUGGCAAGGAUGUUGUUGGCGAAGCUACGGUGGCAUCGAACCAGCAACUGCAAGACAUGGAAGCGUACAUGAAGAAACGAAAGAUCCAUGCUAGAUCCGGAUUCACGCCAACAAAGAAUGAUGACCAACCGUUUCCAUCCUUCAAGUCCACCAACCUUUCAGAUCUGCAGUUGGAUGGUAAGACCAACCCGACCAGCCGUACCAGCUCGCCAAGCAGUACUGAGCCUGGCCGCAAGCGCCAGAGGACGAACGAUGGCAUUCCAAGCACCUUCGAUAAUGACACGCGUUCAACGGAAGACUGUGCCGCCCCAUGCCAACGCAACGCUUCAGUCAGCACAACGACAAGCCAAGCUACUGUUGGCAUCACAGCAUCGCACACUGAUGAAGACACUCGAUGUGCUGACACAGUAUCAUCCACCGAGUGUAUGGAUGCAAGUGGAACAAGCCUGGAAGCUCGCUCCACUGAGGCCAAAUCCGUCGUCACGCCGUCCAAGCUCAAGAAAGCAGCAGUGUCUGGAAUGCACAAAAAGAAGCUGCCCACAGUCACUACGAUAAAUCGAAGCACGAAGGUGCCAAGUGCCGGUCCAGCAUCUCGCAAGACUACGACAACGUCAUCCCUAACCAUUCCGAAACGAUACCGAAUCAAGUCGCCUGUAGGUGACCCGACAACCAAUUCCCGCUAG